AUGUCAACAGGUUCUGAGGGACAGCUGGGUUUGCAGAAUUCAGGAAUGUUGUCCAAAGAUCAAUUGCUCUACUUAUUUGAUCGCUUCUCCUACCUCACUUCUCAGCCUGAGGUGAAGCAAAGAAUUGCUGAAGCCGUCCUUGACAAGCAGGAAGCGGUUGCUGUAACUACCCGGAUUCAGGAGGAGAUUCUUUUGGAGAUGGGAGUUGAUCCCAUAUUUGGUCUUUCUUGUCUUGGGAAAGUAAAUGUGGCUUAUGAAAGUGAUCAAGAUUUAAUGAUUCAGUUUUAUGGAUUUGUUGCCAAGGAAGAGAUGGCUUGUGAGGAAGCAGAGCUCGGACCUGAAAAAUUUGCGGAGAGAAUGAGUAUGCAUCAGAAACUUCAAGAACAGCAAGUGGAGAUGCUACAGUACCUGCGUAAUUUUCACUUGGAUGACCAAUCUGCAGUGCUGGAGAAGAUUCGCCAGCAAAUGGAGCAAGCGAAUUUCGAGCCAGAUGCAUCAGUUCUGCCUGUGGAACAUAUCCAAGAAAUUGUUCGGAGAAGGGUAUCCCCUGUUUUCCAGCCAAGAUAA
Oldenlandia corymbosa var. corymbosa is the source of this 567-nucleotide messenger RNA. The record is from the annotation of a GenBank genome assembly. Lineage: Eukaryota; Viridiplantae; Streptophyta; Magnoliopsida; Gentianales; Rubiaceae.